ACUGAAGCGAUAGUGUUACACACUGUAUUGUUGUUGUUUUUGAUAUGACUUGUUCUUGUUGUUGCUUUGUUUUUUGGUGCGUUCAAGUGCGUUCGACUGUGCAACAGGCGAGUGUAUCGUCGGCGGCACAGACUAGCAAAGCACUCCAGACACCGAUUGUUUGUUGGUUAGGCACUCAGUACAUUGCCGUCGACUGAAGAGGGCGUAUCGCAGGCGCCAAAGCACGGAAAAUUGUGAGCACAAAGUGUAUGAAAGAAAAUCUGAAUUCGGCAAAAAAUAGCAGAGAGAAUAUGUUGAUAAAGGCUAUAAAAUGUAUAGUUUGUGUGCAUUUUAAUUAAACGCCGGUGUGCAGAACAAGUGAUUAGCAAGUGAGUGAGAGGUUAAAUUUGUGUACAGUAGUGAGAAAAAAUUCAAAUAAAAAUAGGUUUUUUUGAAAAGUGUGAAAAUUUGUUUAAAUGCAAAUUAUUAUGUUUAUUAUGUGUUAAAUACGCAUUAGUUGGUGCAAUUUGCCUGUAGUUAUGUGCUUUUAGCAUGCACCAGCUGUAGCUACGCCGAAAAGUAUACAACAUAGCUGGAAUAUAUAAGCACCAACAGCCCGUCUGUGUGUGUGUGUGUGAGUGAGUGAGCGACAACCACUUGUGCAUAUCGAAAUAUUGUGUGUAUUUUCAAGGCGACAUAGGCACAACAACAACAACAACAACAUCAUCAAAACCAACAACGAUAACGUUAGCAUGCCACACGACAGCAAAUACCGUAACAAAAUUUCUUGGAAAUAUUACAACAACAAAAAGUGAAGUAUACAGCACGUAGUAAGCAUACGCAGUGGUGUGCACAACAACAAGAACAACAACAAAAAACACUAAAGGCGUCCUUUUAACUGGCAAUAUUUAACGCUAACAACGCCAACAACAACAACUACAAUAGUCAAAAGCAGUGCUUCUCACCGCCGCCAACAACACCAACCAGAACCAGCAGGCUGUCAGUUAUUUACACUGCUGUCGCCGUCGCCGUUGCAUAUUUACAUACACUGCAGGAAAUGGAUUUUCAAAGCCACAACAACACAAGCGGAAAUAAGUUUGUCUGUCCCAGCGACAGACAAUUGGCAUUGAGAGCAAAAUUACGCGCUGGAUGGAGCAGCUCGAAGAGCAACGAACCACUACGACCCGAUGAACAAGCCGCUAUUAUUUCCGUCAUCCGCCGUAAUGAGGAGAUCGAGAUUGCGGAGCGACAGCGCGUUGGCCGACUAGUCGAGCGUGUGGAGAAAAUUAAACAACGCGCCGUCGAACGUGGUCCAAACUGUUGUCGUCUCUGCGGCGAUACAUUUGGACUGCUGCGUUCGACACGCAUCAUUUGUGAGGACUGCAAGAAGGCGGUGUGCGCCAAGUGUAGCGUCGACAUUAAUAUACGCUAUCAUACCAGUGAUCGUACGCGUGAAAUAUGGUUGUGUCGCAUCUGUUCGGAGACACGUGAAAUGUGGAAAAAGUCGGGUGCAUGGUUUUUCAAAGGGCUUCCCAAUUAUGACGCACCGAGCAGCACAAAUUCGACACCCACACAUCAGACGGCAAGUGGCGGCGCCAUGUCUGAUGUGUUGCUGCCGCCGCGUGGCGCACAAAGUUGUAACAGCACACCCACGCGCAAUGUGCGCGUCAAGAAGCUAACAAUACAUGUCGAUGAUAGUAGUAGUUCGGAAGAGGAUACAAAUGGAGGUGGUGGCGGUGGUGGUGAUGUUGUGGACGGCGCCAUUAGCGCUGUGACUGCAACAGCGCCGUUGACAACAGCACGCACACCAAAUAGAAAUUCUUUCACAGCUGAUGUGUCACCACCGGCGGCGACGCGUAUGCAACGUGAGGAUAGUUUUCGUUUGCGCACUUUCGGUUCCAUACGCAGUUUCAUUGAUAGCGGUGAGCGCAAACUUUCCAACUCAUUCUUUGCCAAUCGGCAGACAUCCCGAACCGAGAGUAAUCAGCCCGAUUAUGAUACCAUAUCAACGGCGUCGACUGUCACCUCGGUGAAUAAUCGACGUGAGAGCAACAGUAAUUAUACGCGUCGCAGCUCCGUCUCCUCAUCUUGGUCGAUCAGCGGCGAAAGUUCUUCGGGCAAUUCGGCGAACACGAGUAAUCAUGUGCCCAAUCACAAUCAAGUUAAUUUGCAUUGUCGCGAAUUGCUCGGUUGGCUCGAAGUGGCCGUUAGCUAUCGCGAGAGCGUACAUAGUCUGGACUGUAUAAUGGUAAGAGCACGUGAUCUGCCCGCUAUGGAUGCGGCGGGCUUAACAGAUCCCUAUUGUAAGGUGAAUCUGGUAACACCCGAAGGUAUGACCAAAUAUUCACGUUGGUUGCGCACCAAAACAGUGCAUAAAACGCGUAAUCCGGAAUUUAAUGAAACGCUGCAAUUUGUGGGUGUCGAACCGGAAGAACUAAACGGUUCGUCGCUGUAUGUAGCGAUAUUCGAUGAUGAUAAGUACGGUCAUGACUACUUAGGAGGCGCUAAAAUUGCGCUCUCGCCGGUGCAUAAUACCAAUCAGUAUCGCAUAUCGGUGCCCUUGGGUGGUGAGGAUCGUUUUAGCAAUGAAGCGGAAUUGUCACAGGAGUGGCCACAUGGCAAAAUUUUGAUUUCACUCUGCUAUAAUACAAAACGACGUGCUUUAGUGGUGAAUGUGAAGCAAUGCAUCAAUUUGAUACCGAUGGACAACAAUGGCAGCUCGGAUCCAUUUGUAAAGCUACAACUAAAACCUGAUUCACAUAAAAAUAAAAAAUACAAAACCGGUGUCAAAUGGCGCACACUAAAUCCGAUAUAUCGCGAAGAGUUCUAUUUCGAGUCGAGCCCACAUGAUCUGAAUAAACAAACGCUGAUCAUAACCGUUUGGGAUAAGGACAUUGGCAAGAGUAAUGAUUUUCUCGGCAGUUUGGUAAUCGGUUACAACAGUAAGGGCGAACGUUUGCAGCAGUGGCUGGACUGCAUAAAAUUACCGGAUCAUUUUCAUGAGAAAUGGCAUUGUUUAUCAGGGGAGCAUCCAACACAUUAAUCAAAUGCACAACAGAGUAUAACGGAAGCGAUAAAUAAUAAAAUUAAUUAAAAAAAACACUUAAAUAAAGACCUGACACAAGCAUUAUAUUAUCAUUGUAAAAAUAUAAAUAAAUAUGCAUUUGGCAUUUAUAUUUAAAUAUAGUUACAUAUGCAUUA
Messenger RNA from Zeugodacus cucurbitae (melon fly), 3180 nucleotides. RefSeq names its product rabphilin-3A (gene Rph). The coding region runs from base 1037 to 3022 and encodes 661 amino acids. NCBI's taxonomy places the organism in Eukaryota, Metazoa, Arthropoda, Insecta, Diptera, Tephritidae. Gene Ontology annotation, cellular component: membrane. The record is from RefSeq and is a predicted model, not a curated record. Gene Ontology annotation, biological process: intracellular protein transport. Gene Ontology annotation, molecular function: small GTPase binding. The transcript has 4 exons.